Messenger RNA from Drosophila rhopaloa, 874 nucleotides. RefSeq names its product haloacid dehalogenase-like hydrolase domain-containing protein 2. Gene Ontology annotation, molecular function: phosphatase activity. Lineage: Eukaryota; Metazoa; Arthropoda; Insecta; Diptera; Drosophilidae. Bases 16 to 831 code for a protein of 271 amino acids. Gene Ontology annotation, biological process: dephosphorylation. The record is from RefSeq and is a predicted model, not a curated record. The transcript has 4 exons.
GCUGGAAAUUGCUAAAUGUUAUUGUUCUUGAGAGGAAGCAGAAGCUUUCCACAGUUGAGAAGGAUGUCCAUUAAAGCAGCCCUCAUCGAUCUCAGUGGCACCUUGCAUGUGGAAGAUGAGCCCACUCCAAAUGCAGUUGAGGCUUUGAAGAGAUUGCGAGAUGCUGGCGUUGCGGUCAAAUUCGUUACAAAUACCACAAAGGACUCGAAGGCAACUCUUCACGAACGGCUCUGCAGGAUUGGCUUCCAUCUGGACCCCUUGGAAAUCUACAGUUCCUUGAGCGCCGCAGUCGCAUUUGUGGAGAAUGAGAAACUGAAUCCGUACUACAUCCUGUCUGAGGAUGCUCGCCAGGAUUUUCCACCAGAGGAUACUAGGCGCUACCAGGAUUCAGUUGUGAUUGGCCUAGCACCUAAGGCGUUCAACUAUGACCAACUCAACGAGGCUUUCAAUGUUCUGUUGGAGAAUAAGAACCACAAACUGGUGGCCGUGCAUCAGGGUAAAUACUACAAGCGUGCCGAUGGACUAGCUUUAGGCCCAGGAUGCUUUGUUAAGGGUCUGGAGUUUGCUACAGGACGAACCGCUAAAGUGAUUGGCAAGCCCAAUCCUUAUUUCUUCGAAGGAGCUCUGGCUGGUCUGGAUCCCGCCUCCUGCGUUAUGAUAGGAGACGAUGCCAAUGAUGACAUUGUGGGCGCCAUGAGCGUGGGCAUGCAGGGAAUUUUGGUCAAGACUGGCAAAUACUUGCCAGAUGUCAAUCCAUCCCCACCACCAACAGCUUUGGUAGACAACUUUGCCGCGGCAGUGGAUUGGAUAAUUCAGAAGAAUAAAUCUUAGGCUUUUAAAUUAUGAAUUUCAUAUUAAAAAAAAUAGUUAUUGA